This is a messenger RNA of Chrysochloris asiatica (Cape golden mole), 1435 nucleotides long. RefSeq names its product cyclin-dependent kinase inhibitor 2C (p18, inhibits CDK4) (gene CDKN2C). The record is from RefSeq and is a predicted model, not a curated record. The transcript has 3 exons. Gene Ontology annotation, cellular component: nucleus. Lineage: Eukaryota; Metazoa; Chordata; Mammalia; Afrosoricida; Chrysochloridae. Gene Ontology annotation, molecular function: cyclin-dependent protein serine/threonine kinase inhibitor activity; protein kinase binding. The coding region runs from base 560 to 1066 and encodes 168 amino acids. Gene Ontology annotation, biological process: regulation of cyclin-dependent protein serine/threonine kinase activity; negative regulation of cell population proliferation.
CCAGUGCAGCCGCGAUGCUGCCGCGAGCUACCCCAAUGGCCUGGGCCUCAUAGACGUUUCUCCGCCUCGUUCUCCUCCUUGCUUAGGUUAUCCUGAGUCCGUAGACCAGGUGGAGCCAGCAUGAAGGGCUUGCCGGGGGCCCGAUGCGCGCCCGGCCGCCUGCAAAGAAGCGCGCCGAGCCCGGCUCCCACGGACUCCGAGGCUCGGCGGGGCUGCGGCAGCCUGGCAGGCGGGCUCUGGAGCCUUUCUGAGCGGCAUUAGCUGGCGGUUCGGCCUGGACGCGUCUAAAGGCUCCUUCCGCGAAGCCAAGACCACUGGGGAGUGGUUACGGCCAGUAGCUUGAGGGCCACGAAACUGUUACCCCCGUUUGCCUUUGGCUAUCAUCUUUAACCCCUGGGAGCCCGUCAGCAUCCAGCCACCGCGGCGCUCUCUUUGCAGUGGAGGACUCAAGAUUACCCCUUCCGCGCGACGGAUGGAGACCGAGCCCCCCAGAGGACUUGCCCCUGCAGUUCUGGCUUACGCAGCUCAAGUCACCACCGUGAACAAGGGACCCUAAAGAAUGGCCGAGCCUUGGGGGAACGAGUUGGCGUCCGCAGCUGCCAGGGGGGACCUAGAGCAACUUACUAGUUUGUUGCAAAAUAAUGUAAACGUCAAUGCACAAAAUGGAUUUGGAAGGACUGCACUGCAGGUUAUGAAACUUGGAAAUCCCGAAAUUGCUAGGAGACUACUACUUAGAGGUGCUAAUCCCAAUUUGAAAGACGGAACUGGUUUCGCUGUCAUUCACGAUGCGGCCAGAGCAGGUUUCCUGGACACAUUACAGACUUUGCUGGAGUUUCAAGCUGAUGUUAACAUCCAGGAUAAUGAAGGGAACCUGGCCUUACAUUUGGCUGCCAAAGAAGGCCACCUCCCGGUGGUGGAAUUCCUUGUGAAGCACACGGCCAUCAACGUGGGGCAUCGGAACCAUAAGGGGGACACCGCCUGUGAUUUGGCCAGGCUCUACCGGAGGAACGAGGUCGUUAGUCUAAUGGAGGGAAAUGGAGCAGGGGGAGCUGUGAAUCUGCAGUGAAUGUGGGGAGGGCUCUCCCUUGAUUCCUCUACUUUUUCAGUUAAUUGGUUGGCUGUCCUGAGUAUUUUAACAUUUGUUAAAAUUCAGCUUUGUCAUAUUUUAAGCAACUAGUUAAAUGCUGAAACUAAAUAAGCUUCAAUCUUACUACAGGUUUAUGAAUAUAUUUAAGCAACCUCUUUUUCACCUGCAGCAUCCUGACUUCUAACAUGUAAUUGAAAAUAGCUGUGGCUUUCUUACUGAAUAUUUUAUCUUUCCUUGACUUUUUCCUGGAUUCUCCCUUUGACACACUUUAUACUCAACUUGGAGACUUUGUUUUUCAAAUGGUUUAUCCUAUGCUUCUUUUGCCUAAUUAAAACACUUUUCAAAACA